GUCGGGGUCUCUCUCCCGGGUGCUGGGGGGGCCCCAGACCCGCAUCGUGCCCCUUCCAAGCCCACCCGGCCACCUCACCCCCUCCCCUCAGGGAUUAGAGGGGGGAGUGCCCGGUUGGUGUGUGAGCAGCACCCGGAGCAGCCCGAGCUGAGCUAAACUGAGCUGAAUUGAGCCGAGCUGAAUUGAGCCGAGCUGAAUUGAGCCGAGCCGAGCUGAGCUGAACUGAGCCGAGCUGAGCUGAGCAUGCCAGAGCCGGCGUCGCUCGGAGGGGAAAGGAAAGCGGCGGAGAGGAAGCGGGUGGAGAAGGUGGGAGCCAAGGCAGCACCUCCAGUGCCCAGGAGCCUCCCUGUGCAGAGCAAGGCCGAGCCCCCCAGCCUGGACCCCUCGGAGGAGCCGCUGCUCUGGGAAGGGCUCACCCUCAACAAGUGCAUCCUGGUGGCCUCGGUGGUGGCCCUGAUCAGCGUCACCUUCCAGGUGCUCCAAGCACCAUGCUCCAAGGAGGGGAUCACCCGAGGCCCGAGGCAGGAGCCUCCACCAGCACCCCCUCCCCUUCCCGAGGUGCUGAGCCCCAAGGAGGAGGUCCCAGAGGUGAGCACAGCCCAGCCUGUCCCUCCGCAGAGCAGCGCAGUGGAGGGGGGUGGAGAUGAGGAGGAGGAGGAAGAGGAGGAUGACGAUGACAGCGAAGCCGACAGCAACCUGGGAGAGCCCUGGAUCUUCAAGAAGUGGUUUGGCCGCGCGACUCCAGAGGAUGAGGACAAGGACGAGGACAAGGAUGGGGACAAGGAUGAAGACGAGGACAAGGGUGAGGAUGAGGACAAGGAUGAAGAACCCACAGAUGUCCCUGAGGUGCCACCGGCUGCAACAGAGGUGAAGAAGAGCCAGGAGAAGCAGGAGAAGAAGAUGGAGAAGGAGGUGGAGAAGGAGGAAGAGGAGGAGGAAAAGGAGGAGGAGGAGGAGGAAGAAAAGGAAGAGGAGGAUGAGGAAGAAAAGGAGGAGAAAGAGGAGGAGAAGGAGGAGGAAGAGGAGGAGGAGGAAGAAGAGGAGGAGGAGGAGCAGGAAGAAGAGGAGGAGAAGGAGGAGAAGAAGAAAAAGGAGAAGAAGGAGCAGAAGAAGGCCCGGGAAGGCCGUGCCGCCCAUGCGGAGCGGAGCAGCCGGAGGGAGGCACGAGCCAAGGACAGGACACCAGGGGACAAACCUGGCAGAGCCCCCAGGACCCCCAGGGAGCCUGAGCAGCAGCCCCAGAAGAAACGGGACCGGGAGAGGAAGGAGAAGAAGGAGAGGAAGGAGAGGAAGGAGAGGAAGGAGAGCCGGCGGGAGCGGGACGAGCCCAGGAGGGAGGGGGGGAAGGGCCGUCCCAGCCAGGAGAGCCCCAGGAGGGACUGGAAGCAGCAGAAGGGCAGGAAACCCUGGGAAUCAGCUCCGGGCAGGGACAACAGGGCCAGGGAGGGCAAGAGGCGCGACUGAGGCCGGGGUGGCCGAGGGGCUCCAUGACACCGGAUCCAGGGGGAUCCAGGGGGAUCCACGCCUGCCACUGCCCUCUGCUCCUGCCUGUUCCCCAGAGACAUCCCUGGGUCAUGGGCAGCACCCCAGGAUCCCUGGGCAGCAGCAGAGCAGCCCAGGAGCCUGGCACGAGCCUCCCCAGGAGCUUUGGGCCCCCCUGGAUCAAAUGGCCAAAGGUGACCUGGAAGGACCCAGGAAAGGAGCUUCUCUUUGGGCUUCGUGUCACUGCCCCGUCCCCACCCGAAAUCCCCCUGCAGGUCCUCUCCACCCACGGGGUCAUUUCCACCCAGGGCAGCACAGUGGGGCCCCACUGACCCCAGGGAACAGAGUUUGUCUCCAGACUGUGCAGCUCUUCAGUUACUGGUUUUAUUCAAAGCAGAUCAAGAGAGAAGAAUAUCCUGGGUUACAGAACCAGAGGGACGUCGGGGACAGGACCCCCCGACCCUCAGUCGGUGCCAUCGCUCAGGGUGGCACAAAACUUGCAGGAAACAGAACCAGGUUGGAGCCCCUCACUGGGGAUCCCUUCAGGCUUUGCCUUCACCUGUUUCAGGAAGGAAACACGAGGGCAACCUCACCCAGCACUGGAGCCACUGCAGGAGACGUUCACAGCCCCAACCCACGGCAGGUUUCGGUAUUUGCCGAGUCAACAGAGGUUAAAAUAAACUAUUUUCAUUUUUAAUAA
This is a messenger RNA of Myiozetetes cayanensis, 2182 nucleotides long. RefSeq names its product nucleolin-like. The record is from RefSeq and is a predicted model, not a curated record. The coding region runs from base 244 to 1464 and encodes 406 amino acids. Lineage: Eukaryota; Metazoa; Chordata; Aves; Passeriformes; Tyrannidae. The transcript has 5 exons.